AUGAAUAGGCCCAAAAUAUAAUCUCUGUCGAAAUGUGUAUUGCAGCGCAAGAAAACAUUUGCUUUUUCUUAUAUACAUUUUCGUUGCUUCUCAAAAUUUCUGCUUUCAGUCUUCUACCAUUGUAGUUUCUUCGUAUAGCUUGCCUAGAUCAGGGAAAGAUGAUGAAGAUUGAUUUUGGUGGUCUUGAUCCCUCCGCGCCGCUCAAGGGAAACACAGAUGAUUUGCAUAACGAGAUUUUGGCUGCACCAUCUUUUAAACUACCAAUUACUGCUGAUUUUGAUGGGUUCCAAAAAGCGGCAGUGCAGAUGGUGAAGCCUGCAAAGGGAACGACAACUCUGGCUUUUAUAUUCAAAGAAGGUGUAAUGGUUGCAGCUGAUUCCCGUGCCAGCAUGGGAGGAUAUAUAUCAUCACAAUCUGUCAAGAAAAUCAUUGAAAUAAAUCCAUACAUGCUUGGCACAAUGGCUGGAGGAGCUGCUGACUGCCAGUUUUGGCACAGAAAUCUGGGAAUUAAGUGUCGUUUACAUGAAUUGGCAAACAAGAGAAGAAUUUCUGUUGCUGGAGCUUCAAAGUUGUUGGCAAACAUUCUUUAUUCUUACCGAGGAAUGGGUUUGUCUGUUGGAACUAUGAUAGCCGGCUGGGAUGAGCAGGGUCCUGGUCUCUAUUAUGUGGACAGUGAAGGUGGACGACUUAAAGGCACUAGAUUCUCAGUUGGGUCUGGUUCACCAUAUGCUUAUGGUGUUCUGGACAAUGGAUAUCGCUUUGAUUUGUCAGUUGAGGAAGCUGCAGAGCUGGCUAGACGGGCAAUUUAUCACGCAACAUUCCGUGAUGGAGCCAGUGGUGGUGUUGCCAGCGUAUACCAUGUUGGGCCAAAUGGAUGGAAAAAGCUAUCAGGGGAUGAUGUUGGAGAGCUCCACUACAAGUACUAUCCUGUUGAACCUACAGCUGUGGAACAGGAGAUGACUGAGGUAUCCAUUGCAUGGGGGAAAGAGGAUGGGUUGUAUGCUGUAAUUUGCUUCCAAUAGUGAUGACUUUUAACCCAGUUGUUCCAUUUCUAAGAAAAAUUAGUAAAUGACUAUUGAUAAGUAAAGGUCACUUGUAUGCUUCAACUUGUCUUGUGCAUUUGAAAAGUGUUUUAUGCAGCUGCGGAUGAAUUUCUGGCUCAUAAGAUUUUGAUUUAUGCAUGUAGGAAAAUUCUUUU
Sesamum indicum (sesame) is the source of this 1198-nucleotide messenger RNA. Its product is annotated as proteasome subunit beta type-5. Gene Ontology annotation, cellular component: proteasome core complex; cytoplasm. The record is from RefSeq and is a predicted model, not a curated record. Lineage: Eukaryota; Viridiplantae; Streptophyta; Magnoliopsida; Lamiales; Pedaliaceae. Gene Ontology annotation, molecular function: threonine-type endopeptidase activity.